UUAUAAGUUUGGUUGUCCAUGUGGGUUUAUCGAAGAUCGUGUAUCAUUCAUUCAACUAAAGUUUGAGUAGCGGCCAACUUUGUGCGCGUGAGUGGAUAAGAACAGUUGCAAAAUGUUGACAACUCGUGGGAAGGGGAGAGAGAGUGAGUGGGAGUGAACGAGAGGGAGAGAAGAGCAGGGUAAAAGAGGGAGCCACUUGUCCACAAGGACUUUAGAAUACUUGGCACUAUUUACCUCAGUAGCCAUGGGGUCUCUAACGGGACCCUCGUGUCUGCUUCUGUUUUUCAUGGUGACCCUCCAGAUCCCGUACCUCACCCACGCGAAUAGGAUAAUCACGGAGAAACCGGGCCGCGCUGAUUCAUCUGAGAGCGGGCUUGGGUUGAAGGAGCAUUUUCUGAUUGUUACACAGCACAAUAGGCUGCGCAGCUGGGUCACCCCCAUGGCCGCUAACAUGCAAAAAAUGAACUGGAGUGAGAAGCUGGUUCUACUUGCCCAGGAGAGGGCGGAGUCUUGCCACACAGACCCCUCUCCUCAGGACCAACAGCUCCGCCACAUUGGCUGGAACACCCAUCACUCAGCCCAUGCCACAAUUUCAUUUGCUAAUGUCAUUGACUCAUGGUUCGAGGAAGGGCGGGACUACAUGUACCUGAGUGGGCAAUGCAGAGAGAAUGCUACCUGCCAACACUACACACAGUUGGUGUGGGCCACCUCCAGUAAUGUGGGCUGUGCCAGACAGUUGUGUCUGAGGGGUGAUGCUCUCUGGGAGCUGUUUGUCUGUGCAUACUCCCCUGGGGGUAACUGGGAGGUGAAUGGGAGGUUGGUGGUGCCCUAUGUGGCUGGUUUCUCCUGUUCUCUCUGCACCUCUUCCAUGUCAGGCUGCUUCAGACUGUGGGACCAUGUGGGAGGACUGUGUGAGACCCCCAGGAACCCAUGUCGUAUGAGCUGUGGGCAGCAUGGUCGUCUGAACAUCUCCUCCUGCCAGUGUCAUUGUGGACCUAGGUUCACCGGACGAUUCUGUCAGGUGCGCUGCAGUGUGAAGUGUGUGCACGGCCACUACAAGGAAGAGGAGUGCUCCUGCAAGUGUGAUGUUGGUUAUGGGGGUGCUGAGUGUGCAGAGAAGCAGCAGUUUCCCUUCCACAGCUGUGACGUGAGGAUAGAUGGAGAGUGCUUCAUGGUGUCUCCAGAGGUCAACACCUACUAUGGAGCCAAGACCCGCUGUCAGGAGCGAGGGGGGAUUCUGGCCCAGAUCCACAACCAGAAGGUUCAGGACAUCCUGGCAUUUUACCUCAGCCAGCUGGAGACCAGCAACGAGGUCACAGACCCCGACUUUGAGACACACAACUUCUGGAUCGGGCUGACAUAUAAACCUCUGAAGGACUCUUUCCGCUGGAACUCAGGAGAAAACCCCACAUACAGCAGCUUCGCCUUUGGACAGCCUGACAACCAGGGCUUUGGGAACUGUGUGGAGCUGCAGGCAUCCAGCGCCUUCAACUGGAACGACCAGCGCUGUAAAACACGCAACCGAUACAUCUGCCAGUACGCUCCAGAGCACGUUGCCCUGUGGGAGGUUGGCCGGUGAUGAACCCGGCACUCAAGGGUGGAGAGCACAGCAUUGGAGGGGCUGGGGAGGCGGGUCGUUUGGGCCGUUCGUUAGACCCGGUCUGGGUGUGUGUCAAGCAGAAGCUGGUCUUAUUGGUCUUAUUUCAUCCAGUGUUUUUCACGCCAACACAUAUUGCACAUAUCCCCUGUUGCUGGUCAGGACUGGGCCUGUCUAACCAGUGCAGGAAAAAAGCACACAAUGGGAGAACUUCCAAAGCAACAUAGAGUUUGAGCUCAACUGUAGAUGGUCCAUGGCAGCACAAAUCUGUGUUUUGUACUAUACUGUUUUUUGUAUUGCAUAUUCUUUUCUCAGACUUAGCUAAAUUAUGAUUCAUUUGUGAUGUUUGCCAUAACUGCCUCCCUGCAUUGUCAGUUUGAUUGUACAAUUCUCCCUGAAUGUACAGUACCAUGACAACCACUAUUCUUGUUUUCUCAAUCAUCCAGUAAGUUAAUUAAAACAGUUUGCUACAAUGUGUUGUGGGGUAUU
This is a messenger RNA of Salmo salar (Atlantic salmon), 2086 nucleotides long. Its product is annotated as C-type lectin domain family 18 member A. The record is from RefSeq and is a predicted model, not a curated record. Lineage: Eukaryota; Metazoa; Chordata; Actinopteri; Salmoniformes; Salmonidae.